Molecule: messenger RNA, 2305 nt
Organism: Rhagoletis zephyria (snowberry fruit fly)
Lineage: Eukaryota; Metazoa; Arthropoda; Insecta; Diptera; Tephritidae
Product: solute carrier family 25 member 44
Biological process (GO): transmembrane transport; branched-chain amino acid catabolic process; branched-chain amino acid transport
Cellular component (GO): mitochondrion
Molecular function (GO): branched-chain amino acid transmembrane transporter activity
Source: RefSeq, a predicted model, not a curated record
GUGAUUGUGUUUUGCUUAGUACUUGAAAUUUUUCAUUGUCGUGUGAUUUGGUUAUAUUUUUGCAUAAAAAGUAUUACAUUAGCAAUGAUUAUAAACUUUAGGAAUCAAAUUUAGAUUUCGAGGUAUAAGUGUCAGGAAUUUUCAUGGGAAGCGAUUUACUACAACAUAACGCCGAUAUGAAUUUCACUUAGCUAUUACCUUUCGUCAUCCUCGGAGCGCAAUGCUUUUUUUUAAAUUAGCAAAUUUUACAAUCACUGCAGCAUUAAUCUGAAUGUACUCAUCUUCAACACAGUUUGCAAUUGUUCGCACUUUAGUCAUUGCAACUGCUUCCACACUCGCUGAGGGUAAGAGCUAACAUUAUGAAUCGAAUUUCGGUUGCAAAUGGAACCGCUACCGGCUCAGGUAGUUCCAUUGAUGCAGCGCCAUACAUACGCACCAUUGAAUGGGAUAUGAUGAACAAAGCAAAGUUUUUUCCACUUUCAAUGUUAAGCUCGUUUUCUGUGCGGUGUUGCCUUUUCCCAUUGACAGUGAUAAAAACACAAUUACAGGUGCAAUAUAAAAGUGACAUAUAUAAGGGCAUGAUUGAUUGUGCCAUAAAAAUAUAUCGAUCAGAAGGUGUACCUGGGUUAUACCGUGGAUUUUGGAUAUCAUCUGUGCAAAUUGUUUCAGGUGUAUUCUAUAUAAGUACAUAUGAGGGUGUGCGUCACUUACUAAAUGAAAUAGGCGCAGGACACCGUACUAAAGCACUGGUUGCUGGAGGCUGUGCAUCGCUUGUGGGCCAAACUAUUAUAGUACCAUUCGAUGUCAUUUCGCAACACGCCAUGGUUUUGGGUAUGGCAGCACAUGCUGGCUCAGCACGAGUAGAUGUGAACCCACUUGGCAUUAAAACGGGCCCAGAUCGUAGCCGUUUUGCAAUGUCAAUGGAUAUAUCACGUGAGAUAUUGAAACGUGAUGGCUUUCGCGGAUUUUAUCGUGGCUACACGGCAAGUUUAAUGGCAUACGUGCCCAAUUCGGCAAUGUGGUGGGCUUUCUAUCAUCUAUACCAAGAUGAGCUGUGCCGAAUAUGUCCACCAUGGGUUUCGCAUCUCUUUAUACAAUGUGUUGCAGGAAGUCUAGGUGGAUUUACUACUACCAUAAUUACUAAUCCGCUUGACAUUGUCAGAGCACGUUUGCAGGUUCAACGAUUGGAAUCAAUGCGUGUUGCAUUUCAAGAGUUAUGGCGGGAAGAGCACAUGAACUGCUUUGUUAAAGGACUGUCCGCACGCCUUGUGCAGUCUGCGGCAUUCUCCUUUAGUAUAAUUUUGGGCUACGAGACAAUAAAACGGAUAGCGAUUGAUGAACAAUAUAAACACCAAAUACGUUGGUAGAUUAAUAGAAUGUUGUCAUUAAAUGAAACUGGAAAGUGCACAAUUAUGUUACCACCAGAAAAUUUUUCACCCACCCAUGUCAUACAAUAAAAUGCAUUUAGAGAAUUCAAAUGGAUAUAAAUUUACAUAAAAUUACAUAAGUGUAAAUCAAGCCAAGCUAAGGAAUAUGCAAAAGCAUGCCAAAGAAAAUAAUUGUCUCCAGUCUUGUUCCUCAACGGUUACAAUUACAAAGCUAAUGAACAACCAUAUUUAAAAGUGCUUAUACAUAUACCAAUAAAUAACUUUGGGCUAAAUUCUUACUGCGAACAAGCAUCGAGGACAUUUUCAUAUAUACAUACAUGUUUACCUUCAUACCUAGACGGACAAACUACAUAUAACUUUGUGAAUCAAUGUAUUCUCUGUCGGUCCACUCACAUUAUCUUUGGAGCUCUAAACAUACUUGUAAAUACUGAAAAAUGAAUAAAUUAUUCUUAAUCUUAAAUUUAGGGAUAAUUUCUUAAUAAUUUGUUAUAAUUAUUGCAUAAUAUGCGCAAACUUAAUAGUAGUCUAUGCAUAAAAAUUUAAAAAUAUUCAUUGUUGGUAUUUUAGUUUACGCUUAACUAAUAUAAUAUAAAAACAUGUUCUUUAGGUAAACUUUUAUUUUUACUAUUAUUUUGUUUAAAGAAAAAGCUGAAUGCGAUUUAGGACGAUUUUUUGAACAGUAAGAGUAGAAAAUGAAGUAGCGCGCAAAAUGAAAUUUCCAGUGCUUACAUUGUAUUUUUUUGCAAGGUUAGCUACUAGCAAAAAUAAUAUAAAUUUAACUAUGUGAAAAUAUUUGUGUAUAUGUUUUAGAAAAAUAAGUGCAACUAUAACAAACGUAGAAAUAUGUCAAGAAUAUGCAACUUUGCAAAAUAAAAAUGAAAAUACUGGCUAGCCAGCAAUAAAAUGAGUAGAAAAAA